Gigantopelta aegis is the source of this 2557-nucleotide messenger RNA. RefSeq lists its product as uncharacterized. NCBI's taxonomy places the organism in Eukaryota, Metazoa, Mollusca, Gastropoda, Neomphalida, Peltospiridae. The coding region runs from base 289 to 678 and encodes 129 amino acids. The record is from RefSeq and is a predicted model, not a curated record. The transcript is spliced from 5 exons.
GAACUUUGGACAAUAAGACUAUUAAAACCGCUUGGGGCAGUUUUUACCCCUGCAGACGGGUGUCCGAGUCCGGUACAAAUAACAAUAGCUCUACUCGCGAGGUCGGUCCUAUAACUGGAGGGAUUGGAGAGAGUUAGAGGCACGGUGGUCGGUCACAUAGCAACAGCUGACGACGGCUCAAGACUUCGUUUUAUAAUCGGAAAGCGAAUUGUUAAUCACUUCAUUUUAACGUCGUAUAAUCACAGUAUCGAGAGCUAACCUCUUAACACCGACAUACACACACAAAACAUGGCUUCAUUGUUUCCAUCCAAACCACGCAAGACAGAGAUGACGUAUUGGUCGCGGGACGACCCGGUCAGUUUGGUGAAGGGGCCCACGGACCACUGGACCAAGAUGAAGCUAGGGAUUAACACGGUUCAGCAGUCGCCCAGAAGCAAACUACCCUGGGAUGAUCCAGGUAUGAAGAUGUCGUGGCAGUUCCAGGGGCCUGCAACUCAUUCAGCAUGGCGACCCAACAACCGACUGUCGCCUCUCGACUUGGACAACUGUUACCAACACAGAGCUAAGGAAGGCUUCCGUUACUGGCUCAUUGAGAGACCAAAGCCAACUCUGUUUGGACGAUACGGCUUGGGAUCACACAAGACGGUACUCGGAAUUGGAAACGCUCCAAGAACGUGAUGUCCCGAGGAAGUCACAGUGAUCGUGUUACACGAUUUAUAAUUACUAUUCAACAACGAACAUUUUAUUUUCCUUGAAACAUGUGUCAGGCAAGAUCACUUACGUCAGAAUCAAAACAAUGUGCUGUAUUUAAUACUUUUCAAAAGAAAAAUUAUACAGUAAAAUCUUUAUGUGAACAGAAUGAUAAGAUAUUAUCAAUGUUUGCGGGGUUAUUGUUUGGUGGGGGGGUGGGGUCCGGGGAUUUGUUUUGUGUUGGCUUUUUCCCUAAAAGGAACUGGAGAUGGCUUUAGUACUGACGAAUUGUAAAGGAAUAUCUGCUGCAAGUAAUUUUGUUUGUUUUUUAUGUUGUCAUUUUAUGAAAUUUAUAAUUUGAUGGGCGUUUUUUAUCUUGUUAUCGUCACCCACUAGUUUCUAUCUAAUAGUUCGAGGUAAACGUAGUGUCAAAGGGUGUUAUGCAGUAUUCAGUUAUGCAUUUAGGUCAAGCGUGAGUUUGUUCAAACGUGUUCAUUGAAGUUCUAGAUCUGAUUGUAAUCCGUGUGUCAGAUGGGGUUUUUUUUAACGUCUGUGUCUCGCCUGUAACAUGUUGAAUCUAGAUCAACGUUUUAUCGCGGUUUUUGAUAGUGGUAGUGUUCACUUGUGAAUAAGACCAUCAAAACCUAUGACAAGCUUGCUGAUGCCUAAGAUAAUGUAAUCCAACUUAAGUCUCACUGCUGAAUAGCUUUUGAAAUAUACCUGAUAAGAUAGUUUUGUUUCCUUACUUUGUCUUUCAGUUUUUUUCUGGAUUUUCUUCUUCUUCUGUUUUUUAAAUUUUCGAUUUUUAAUUUCUUCUUGUUUAAGUUAGGAAACAUGCCAACGAAACUCCUUUCACGUUUCCGCUCGUCUCAUCUUGAUUUGCCUUACUGAAAGCUUAUAUUGGUUAUUUGCCUUCCCAGGAGUGAAAAACUAAAAAUAGGGGCCGACUCUGGGUCUAACAUUCUUUCUCAAUACAAAACGUAAUAUGGUGGUACUAUUCCUUCUUUCUCUAUUUGUGUUUCCCUCGAUUCCAAUUCGUGCAUAUUUUAACCCUCUCACUUUUAAUCUCUAUUUAUGAAGGACAUAACAUUAUCGCAGAAUAUUGAUGAGUUGAUUUUUUUAUAAUCUCAUUUUCAUAUCUACUCUUGAGUUUCAAGUGACGCUGUUAAAUCACGGAUAUAUAGUAAUCGGUGGCGGAUUUAGGCGGGCUGACGUGGCACAGGCCUCCCUUUUUGUAGCGAACCUGUUGUUCCUCAUUUAUAUUUAGUACCUAUAUUAUAGUUCUGACCCCCCCCCCCCCCCAAUCACAAAAUACUUGAUUUGCCCCUGUAAAAGAAAAAUCUUUUUUAUUGUUUAGUCUUUCAAAUUCUAAAAUCAUUAGUGUUUUAAACUUCUAUAUAAAUGAAUAUACUAGUAAUGUCGCUUUAGUUCUUUCAUUAAUGUUAAACCGUAAUUUAUACAUUGCUAACUGCGUCACUGUCCAAAAAAGAGCAAGAGUUUAUGUACAGUUCAUGUAUAUAUUUAUUUAUUUAUUUAUGUACCUGUAUCAUAUUAUGUUAUAUAUUUUGUGAUUAAUUUAUAACUAUUUUGAUCUUUAAAAAAUAUUUUAUCCGUCCAUAGAUAAUAGAAAUGUAAGGUGCGUUAUCAUUUGUUCGACUUGUGAUUGCUUCAUUUACCAUCUGAUGUGAUUGCUUCAUUUACCAUCUGAUGUGAUUGCUUCAUUUAUCAUAUGGUGUGAUUGCUUCAUUGCUUUUUAAAAUAGAAAAAAUAACAUAUAAAUAUUUGUGUACACAAACGUGCACGUGCAUGCACACACACGAAUAUACGCGCACGCGCGCGCGCACACACACACACACACACACACACA